CGAAGCUUUUGGGUAAACACGGCUCCACUCGACGUCGCCUCCUGUUAUAUCGACCAUUAUUCUCGCGCAUCUUGCUUGGUUCGACGCAGUUCUUGUCUAUCCUUGCAGUAUUCAUAGCUCACGACAACUGCAUCAAGUCCAUUUGCUCUGCCCUGUCCAUAGCGACCGACUCGUAAGGGAUUGACGUGGAAGUUGUCUUGAGCGUCGGGUGCUAUUUGGAACCUGAAAGCUUGCGGUCUUGUAGAGUACUCGUGGAUUUUCCAGGUGCAAAGUGAGAACUGUGUAGCGCAAUGGCGGGCUUUGGGCGAUCAAACUCGUUGAGCAUCAACACCGGUGGCAGCCUCUUUGGGAACAACCAAAGUCAAGGCCAGCAGCAGAGCGCGGGCUUGUUCGGCGCGUCGACUACCGCAGCCCAACCCCAGGGAGGAUCGCUGUUUGGAGGCCAAGCUCAGACAUCGCAACCACAGACCGGCGGGUUGUUCGGCAACCAGAGCAAGCCUGCGACGACCGGAGCCACAAGCGGAGGACUCUUCGGCGCAUCAACGGCGCAGCCAUCGCAACCACAGAGCGGCAGUCUGUUUGGAGGCGCACUGGGAGGGAAUACACAGACGCAGAACCAGGGCACUGCUCAAUCGGGAGGACUAUUCGGUAGCCAGGCAAAGCCCUCAUUGUUCGGUUCAUCAACACAACAGACAAGCACCACCCCAUCUCUGUUCGGAAACACAAACACAAACACACAGCAGAACCAGACAGCCACCCCUUCGCUGUUUGGAUCGACCCAACAGGCUCAACCACAGCAGCAGAACUCACUGUUCGGCAGCAUGAACACUCAGAACAGGCCCGCGACCCUCGGUGGCUCUACGCUAGGAGGAUCACAACUGGGCGCAAGUGCACAGCCAGUCCAAGUAACACUGGACUCGAUAAGAGGGACGACGCGCUUCAACGACCUGCAUCCUGAGCUACAGGCCUUGGUUCAGCAAUUCGACGAAGGCAUACAGCGAAAAAUCGGGUUCUGCAGCCAGAUCCGCGAAACACUGCCUAAUAGCGAGAGCCAGAUUGCAACCAUUGCACCCGACGUAGCUUACGUUGAGAAAUUCUUGUCGACUGUCGAAGCCGGCUUGGACAACGACUCUGCGAACAUCUCCCACCUCAAAGAUCUCGUCAAGAAGGACGCCGAAGACGCCACUCUCAGUUUCCGCGCCAUCGAGAACCAGCGUCUCCCCGCACAGUUCCACUACAGGAACAGCGCGAACCUCACAGCAUCAAGCGCGAAGCCACAAGCCACCACCUCCCUUGAUGACGACGACCCGACGAAACCAGUUGACCUGAUGGCAUACUUCAACCGCAGAACUGACGUGCUCGGCCAGACGCUCGAUGUGUAUCAGCGCCAGAUUCGUGAGAUCGAAGCACAUCUCCGGGGCAUGGAGGCUGGCACAUUGGAAAAAGCACAGCAGUUGACAGGUAGCCGAAGCGCGCCGCGAGACCAGCGACGUGAGCUGGUGGAAGCACUCAAGGCAAUAGAAGGUGCUAUCCUAGACUCGGCGAAGAAGGUGGGACAAGUGAGGGACGAGGUUACGAAGAAGACGCUGGGCAAUGUCGGAACUACCCUGCUCUGAGCGUCUGAUUGGAUGUAGGAAUCGCGACUCUGAUGGACAUGGGAGGUGCAAUUUGAGUUUGGAACAAGAUUCGUGCAUAAUAUUGGCAUGGGUAGGCUGCCAUUUGAUGGUGUACGAAGCGUUGGCUUAAUUUUCGAAACAUGUGCAUGUACAGUCCAUCGGGGCUGUUAAGAGCUGCGAGUACAAGAGCGGUAGAUACCCAUGGAACUUUUCAAUCAG
This is a messenger RNA of Dothidotthia symphoricarpi CBS 119687, 1835 nucleotides long. RefSeq lists its product as uncharacterized. Gene Ontology annotation, cellular component: nuclear pore. The record is from RefSeq and is a predicted model, not a curated record. Gene Ontology annotation, molecular function: structural constituent of nuclear pore. Gene Ontology annotation, biological process: nucleocytoplasmic transport. Bases 291 to 1616 code for a protein of 441 amino acids. The transcript has 3 exons. NCBI's taxonomy places the organism in Eukaryota, Fungi, Ascomycota, Dothideomycetes, Pleosporales, Dothidotthiaceae.